Kockovaella imperatae is the source of this 1074-nucleotide messenger RNA. RefSeq lists its product as hypothetical. NCBI's taxonomy places the organism in Eukaryota, Fungi, Basidiomycota, Tremellomycetes, Tremellales, Cuniculitremaceae. The transcript has 3 exons. Bases 179 to 1030 code for a protein of 283 amino acids. The record is from RefSeq and is a predicted model, not a curated record.
GCCACACGUGCCGCGGACAUCCCGUGGAACUCCGAGAUCCAACCGUUUUCCCAAGGGUUCUGGACAUUUCGUCUUUUUUUCCUCACGAUGCCCAACAAUGCUGCUUUUCUAGAUUCCGCGUUGUAGAUCUUGCUCGCUGCUGUCAAAUUCUAAAUCUUGCCCCCCUACCACCAACACCAUGACAGACUCGCCCCCAUCCUCCUCGUCCUCCUCCCAUCCUCUCUAUUCACUCCCUCAUCUCAAUCGUUCGGCGUCUUCGUACAACUCGGCAGAGAAUGGCAUACCUGAUGGACCCGAAGUAGACGGCUCAACCUAUGCAGCAUUGGUCAAGAACAGCCCUUCCGUCGCUGAGCCUCCCUUGGACUUGCACGAUCGCGAUCCUGGCACCGCUCGUUUCGCCGACCAAGGUGCGAUAGACCUUGGAGAUGAUGACCUUGGUCGAUACGUACCCUCAACGCCGAUUAUGCCCCGUGAGACACCUCAGCGUGUCAGAGGCUCGUACAGAACCGACAGUGAUGAUGGCGGAAUGGGCUCCAUCCUCAAAUCUGGUAAUUUUCUACCCCCCAGUGCUACACUCGGAGGAACUCCAGCCACCCCUGCACAGUCUGGUCUCGCAUCGUUGACCCCGCAGAAGAUCGGAAAGAGUAUCGGUAAUCGGAUCGUUCGAGCUGUUCGUCGAGGCAACCUCCCGUUCCUCGUGGUGUUCCUGAGCUGCCUCGUCAUCUUCUUCUCUGCACUUGCCGGCAUCGGCUAUGUUCCUGAAGAGGGCGAGCUCGCCCACCACGCGAAAUCCCCGAGAGCCGUCGUCAGUGCUGUCGCUCAGGACCUCCAGGUGUUCAACGGCAAAAAGUUCCAGGAGCAACGAGAGCUCGAGCAAGAAUGGGCGAAAAAGAAGCGACCAAAGGAUGGCGCUUGGAUGGCUCAGGUACGGGAUGACAAGGCUGUAAGGAGAAGACCGAACGCGGUAGCAGAGGUGGCCGAGACGCCCUCAGAGUCUGAGCUGGAGGCAAAACCUGAAGAGGCUGUCUAGGCAUACAGAAUAUAUAUACAUCACAUGCAGAUACGAUACGUCAC